ACGCAUUAAACAGGAAGUGUAUUUGAAGUAAUAAACUCGGGCUUCACUGUCUCCGAAUCUGCAUUGAAGAAAACACGACAGUCCAACUGGCAGAGUUUGAUAUAAAUCAGGACAGGACUUACAAUGAUUGAUCUCACGCCUCUGUCAGUCACCUGGACCCUGGUGGCACUUGUCAUAACUCUCUUGUUUAUUUAUGGUGUUUGGCCACAUGGAUUUUUCAACAAGCUGGGUAUUGCAGGACCAAGGCCUUUGCCUUUCAUUGGCACAUUUUUUUCAUACACUAAAGGUAUUUGCAAUUUUGAUAUGGAGUGUACUAAGAAAUAUGGAAAAAUGUGGGGGAUCUUUGAUGGAAGGCUCCCAGUUCUAAUGGUCACUGACCUGGAAAUGAUCAAAGCGAUUAUGGUGAAAGAGUGUUAUUCUACAUUCACCAACAGAAGGGAUACAAAUGCAGAACUGGCUGGUCCCUUUGCUGAUGGAAUAACUAUAGUUAAAGAUGAGAAAUGGAAGAGAAUUCGUGGUUCACUCUCUCCAUAUUUUACAAGUGGCCGACUUAAGGAGAUAUUUCCUUUAGCUGAUACACAUGCAGAACGUUUUAUUCAAAAUAUGAAAAAGAGAGACCAAGAGCAACCAGUUAAAAUAAAAGACGCUGUCGCAGCAUACAGUUUGGAUGUUGUCACCAGCUCUUCCUUUAGCGUUGACAUCGACUCCAUAAACAAUCCAGAGGACCCUUUUGUUAUCAAUAUCAAGAAGUUUUUCCAGUUUAAUUUGUUCAGUCCUCUCUUCCUGCUAUUUACUCUCUUUCCCUUUACAGCAAAGCUUUUGGGCAAAAUUGGUAUAAGUCUUUUUUCAAGGUCGUCUAUGAAUUAUUUUUACAGUGUUUUGAGAAAAAUAAAGGACAACCACAGCAAGGAAUCAAAUGGGCGGAUAGACUUCCUGCAGCUCAUGAUCAAGGGUCAAAUAUCUGACAGUCAAGCUGAAAACACUACUGAUGACCAGCCAGUAAAAGGUCUGACAGACCAUGAGAUCCUCUCCCAGUCCUUCAUUUUCAUCCUCGGAGGUUAUGAGACUACAAGCACCACUCUCACUUUCCUCCUCUAUAAUCUUGCAACUAAUCCAGACUGCCUGCAAAAGCUGGUUGAAGAGAUUGAUGCAAACUUUCCCUCUAAUACUCCUGUCACAUAUGAUGCUUUAAUGAAAAUGGAUUACUUGGAAAUGGCCAUCAACGAAUCAAUGCGUCUCCUUCCCACUGCUCCACGUUUAGAGAGGGUCUGUAAGAAGACUGUGGAGCUCAAUGGGGUAACCAUACCGAAGAACACUCUGGUUGGAAUUCCCACAUAUGUUUUAAACCGUGACCCGCAGCUCUGGGAGUCCCCGGAUGAAUUCAGGCCGGAGAGGUUCAGCCCCGAGAGUCGGUCAGCGGUCAACCAGUAUGCUUUUAUGCCUUUUGGACUUGGGCCCCGAAAUUGCAUUGGAAUGAGAUUUGCCCUAAUGAUUAUGAAACUUCUUGUUGUGAAGCUGCUUCAGAACUUCACUGUGGAAACAUGUAAAGAGACACAGAUCCCUCUAGAGUUGAAUGCCAUUUUUCAGCCAAAGGUUCCCAUCACACUGAAGUUCAUACCAAGAUCUCACAGGGACAGAGAAAAAUAAUUUAAACUAAAACAAAACAGGAAUAAAUACAAUUUGAUUUCAAUGUAAUUAUAUAGAAAACAUCAUUUGUAAUCACAAAGGCUUCAAAGUUAUGUAGUGUAGAAUUAACUAGAUCAUACGUAAUAAUACUUUAUUUUUAUGUUUAUAUUGUACACCAUUUUUAGGUGAGCCAUUGUAAUACUCAGUGGUAUGAUUGAUGUCACUUGUAGUGUGACCAUUUGUCUGUUCAUUUAUUUUGUACUUUUUGAUAUUAAUAAAUUCAUUAAAACACGUU
This is a messenger RNA of Myxocyprinus asiaticus (Chinese sucker), 1921 nucleotides long. Its product is annotated as cytochrome P450 3A30-like. The record is from RefSeq and is a predicted model, not a curated record. The transcript is spliced from 13 exons. Bases 124 to 1647 code for a protein of 507 amino acids. Gene Ontology annotation, molecular function: oxidoreductase activity, acting on paired donors, with incorporation or reduction of molecular oxygen, reduced flavin or flavoprotein as one donor, and incorporation of one atom of oxygen; heme binding; iron ion binding. NCBI's taxonomy places the organism in Eukaryota, Metazoa, Chordata, Actinopteri, Cypriniformes, Catostomidae.